Pogoniulus pusillus (Red-fronted tinkerbird) is the source of this 4306-nucleotide messenger RNA. It is a transcript of the gene CBX2, whose product is annotated as chromobox 2. Gene Ontology annotation, biological process: negative regulation of transcription by RNA polymerase II. Bases 191 to 1798 code for a protein of 535 amino acids. The record is from RefSeq and is a predicted model, not a curated record. NCBI's taxonomy places the organism in Eukaryota, Metazoa, Chordata, Aves, Piciformes, Lybiidae. The transcript is spliced from 5 exons. Gene Ontology annotation, cellular component: heterochromatin; PRC1 complex.
UUGGGGAGUCCCCCCCAACCCCCUCCACCCUCACCCACUCCCCUCCCCGCCGGGAGCGCGCACGCUGUAUUGUGCCGGGGGGGAGGGGGGCGCGCGCGGAGGAUGGGGGGGGGGGAGCGGGUGCGCGGCCGGCGUCGGGAGCGCGCCCGGGGGGCUCCCCUUGUGUGUGCGUGUGCGCGGGGCCGGGGCCAUGGAGGAGCUGAGCAGCGUGGGAGAGCAGGUCUUCGCCGCAGAGUGCAUCCUCAGCAAGCGGCUGCGCAAGGGCAAACUCGAGUACCUGGUCAAGUGGCGAGGCUGGUCCUCCAAGCACAACAGCUGGGAGCCCGAGGAGAACAUCCUUGAUCCAAGACUCCUCCUCGCUUUCCAAAAGAAGGAGCAUGAAAAAGAAGUACAGAAUCGGAAGAGGGGCAAGAGGCCCAGGGGGAGGCCCAGGAAACAUGUGGAACCAGAGAUGCCUACAAAAACAGCUAAGUCAAGUAGCUCCUCUUCCUCCACAUCCUCCUCUUCCUCCUCCUCGGAUGAAGAGGAUGAAAGUGACCUGGAAGCAAAGAGAGGUCCCCGCAGCAGAGAGUCUCACCCAGUACCACAGAAGAAAGCUCAGAUCCUGGUGGCGAAGCCUGAAAUGAAAGACACUUCCAGGAAGAAGCGUGGGAGGAAACCUCUUCCCCCGGAACAGAAAGCAGCUCGAAGGACUGUGAACCUGACAAAGGUGCUGAAAACGUCCCGGAAGGAGGUGGGUGGCAGUGCCAAGCUGAUGGGGAAGCUGCAGCCCCAGCACAGCUCACAGGGCUCAGGCAUGGCCAUGCUGAAGGACUCCCCAGGCACCUUGGCUGGACUCAGCUCAGGGAGUUCAUCUGCAGAAAACCUGCCCAACAUGAUGAAGAGUGGCUCCACAAGCCCAAACCGGGCCCAGAUCAGCUGGCAGAGCUCCAUUGUGCACUACAUGAACAGGAUGUCCCAAAGCCAGAACUCAGCAGAGACCUCUCCCCUAAGCAGGUUGGCACUGAAGUCACAGGCAUCCAGCAAGAGCAGCUUAGGCCUGGACUUAAAAAUGAGGAACCAGAAAGGAUCUGGGGAACUUGGGCUGAGCACACAGGGACCCAAGACCACGAAGGCUACUAACAGUGGUGCAGGAGGGGACCAGAAGUCAGGGUUUGCUGCAGGAGGUCAAAUGCUGCACAAUGGCAACAAGACACCAUCAAGCUCAUCUGGGGCUGGCAACCAGCAGGCCUCUAGCCAGGAGCUGAACCUCCAAGCUCUAAACUUGCAGAGUGUCAAGAAUGGGGUGAGCACAGCUGGAGGGAGCAGCCUCCCUCGGCACCUUUGCAGUGCCCUAUCCAAAGGCUCUGGCAGCAGCACAGCAGCCAGCACAGGUGCUGGGGGCCCAAAGGGCAGCACAGCGGGGGCCGGGUUGAAUGCUGCCAAUGCCAGUGCACGCUCAGGGGGGGAUGGUGGCAAGAAUGAGAAGCAGACACACCGAGCAGGUGACAGAGACUUGGCCAAAAGUGGCACAGCCAGCACACAGGAGGGGCACACAGCCACGGAGAACCGCAAGCCGGCCGCCCUCUCCGAAAUAAGCACAGGUGACGAAACCAGCUCCGAUUCGGACCGGGAUUCAGCAUCGUUCCCAGGGGUGGGUCAGAACAUGUCUGUCUCUAUCCAGACCAGCCAGGACUGGAAACCCACCCGCAGCCUGAUUGAGCAUGUCUUUGUCACCGAUGUCACUGCUAACCUGAUCACAGUGACGGUCAAGGAGUCUCCCACCAGCGUUGGGUUUUUCAACCUACGGCAAUACUGAGCGCAGGAGUGUGAGAGGAGGGAGAGCGUCCUUCAGCCUCACCCUCAGCUUUGCCCAGCUCUUCUACCAGGUUUUUCUUUCUUCAAGAGAACACGUGAGACCUGCUGGGACUCGUGUCUAGAGCAGCUUGAGAAAGACACGGUGAAACCUGCUCAGAACUGUCAGCAGGUCAGCGGAUCCCUCCCGGCUUCUCCCUGUCCUCUCCUGGUCACUGCCCCAAACUGGUACCAUUCUCCAGAGGCAGGGGGAACGGUGCUGCUGGGGGUGACAGACUGGCAAGUUUUGAGCCAGGCUUCACUGUACGCUGGUUUCUUUGCUUCACAGCUUGAAACAGCAGGAGACAAGUUCUGUGGCUCUCUGGCAGCAGGGAGAUGGUGUGGAGCUGCCGUGGGCCAAGGUCAUGUUUGGCGGAGGAAAAGUCCAUCCUUUCCUUGGGGUCCCCAGAAUCUGUUUGUGAGAUAUGGGGAGUUGCAAGUCAAUCCAAAUGAGGCAGCCACUGCUCCCAGCCCUGGAAGGGCUGCUGGGGAAUGGUUGCUUAUGGGGGUUUUUCAGGGUAUGUUCAGCCCAGCCACCCCCCUGGGCAAGGUCACGUCCAAUGAUGGUGAAGCCCACAACGUUUCUGUUGUGGUUUCCAGCUGAUAGGAGAACAUUGUUUACAUUUUUUAUUAAGGAAAAUCCCUUUUUUUUUUUCCUUUUUUUUUUUUUUUUUUGAGGGGGUGGGGAAUAAACCCAGCCUAGGGAAGCCUCAAUCCUGGAUGCCACUGAUGAGAUGGGCAUCAAAGGUGCCUCUAUCAGAGCCAGGGGCUGCUGGCAGUGGGUACCUCCUUGUUGCACUGGGAGGGUCCUGCCCUGGGAGCCACUGGCUUUUUUGCAGAGGACAUGACUUUCAGAGGAAAGUGAAGCCCAAAUUGCUGUGCAGCCCAGGGAGCCCCAACCACUGCUCCUCUGCUUUUUCCCAGCAUCACCAGCAUCUCCCCAACCUGAUAGGCAGUUUCCAGGCACUCGGAGGGACCAAGCCGGGCAAUGUUCUUUUAAGUCUUGCAGAGCACAUGGACCCCUCCAGCAGCAGGUAGGUUGGUGCUUAGGCUGCUCAGUUCUCCAGGGUUGGUGCUGUGUUGAGUUACAACACAGCACCCAGGCAGAGCUAGGGAUCAAGCCCUCCCUGCUGGGAACCUAUCCAGAGCCAGCCCUGGAUGCUCACUGGGUUGGACUCCCACUGACCAUCCAUGUUUCUCUCCAGCUGAAGGGCUCAGAAGCUGGUUGAGAACACCUGUAUGGGUGGUCUGGAGCAGGGAGAAGGGGCAGGAGAAGAGAGGGAGAUGGGACACAGCCAGACAGUGGCAGGAGUCCCUUGGAAGGAGCUGGAGGGCCUGUAGGAGCCCAUUUGCCUUCAACCUGCCAGCCUGUGCCAUUUGAUGUGGGGUUCAUUUUAGAUUGUAAUUGCAUCCCAUAAUGACUUUUUUUACAGAGGUCUCUUUCCCUGCUGUAGAUUCUCUUACAAGCCAAAAUUAGCAGCGGUAGUUCAGGCAGAGUUUAGUAGCAUUUGAGGUCAUUUAAGCUCUGUUAAUGCUGGACUCCUCAGGGGAGCUAUGAAGCUUGCAGUCUGCCUGGCCUCAGUGUGUGGUUUGGGCUGUCCCAUCAGCAUGGCUGCUCAGUGUGUGUGUGUGAAAAGGUUCCACUUCUGGAGUAACUUCCUGCCAGGUGACAGACCUGGCACAAAGAAGCAUCUCACUGCUACAGGCAAGGGCACUCAUAGUGUCAUCACACACGGGGGUGUAGAGAUAAAUGGACCAAAAUGGGCACACAGAUACUUCUGUCCCCUCUAAUUAUCAGUCCACUGCAGUCAUGUUCACUGUUGCUGGCUGGGAAACUUCUCAGGGAGGAUGAAAAGCCCAUACCGGCUGCAUGUGCUCCUGGCUGUCUAAAGGGUGUAUGGCUGCUCCCUGAGAUUCAGCUGCAGCAGGUUCCUGUGCUGCAGAAGUGCUUUCCCUUAGCUUUCUCUUUAAUGCCCAGCCAUGAUUUUGAGUUUGUUGUGGGCAGAGCUGAGUGUGACAUCCUGAACGGGCCAACAACAUGCCAGUGAGCUGGGGCAGGUGAAGAUAAAUGGCUUGCCUUGCAGCAGGACCUGUGCAGGCUUCUCAGCCAGUUCCAGUUCUGCCCCAGUGUGACCAGGCAGCCUUGAAUGUCACUUUGGCAUGGUGUCAGGCAGCCUGGGGCAGAGGCUUUGCAGAGGACUGGGGCAGCUCCGAUCUGCUGCCGGUCACUUCUCCCAGCAAUGCACUGUGCAUUGUUCUGCCGGGCAAAGAGCCGGGAGGAGAGGAGGGAAUAUCCGUGGAGGAGGUUCCCAAGGAUGGAGUUUCUGUCAAGCUCCACGAUGCCAAAAUGUCACGGUCUGUGCUGUUUACCUUCUAGUCUUUAACUUUGCCAAAUGAGCUACUGUUGCUUUGAACAGUCCAAGGAAACCUUGGCCUGUGUUAGCAGAAACAGAUGCUCCAGGCAUGGUCUCUG